ACACUCGUCACAGGUGAUUACAACACCAUUUACAAAAACCACUAUAUAAACUUGUUCUUCACCGUUCUCUCUCUCUCAUCUCUCACACCACUCACUCGUCGUGGUAUCUCUAUUCUCUUACACACUCUCUUCAAAUUUUUUCUUUUCUUUUCUAUUUGCAUUUUCUCUCUAAACAAAAACUUAGAUCGCGAUAAUGGAGUUAUUCUUCUACAUCGUUUUCGGUGCAUUAGCCGCUGUUGUUGCUGUUCUUGAGCUUGGCAAGAAUAACAAAGAUCGAAUCAACACUUCUACCGCUUUCAAUUCCUUUAAGAACAAUUAUAUUCUCGUUUAUUCUCUCAUGAUGGCUGGUGAUUGGUUGCAAGGUCCAUAUGUGUACUACCUUUACACUACAUAUGGAUAUGGAAAAGGGGAUAUUGGACAACUCUUCAUUGCUGGAUUUGGGUCGUCCAUGUUAUUCGGAACAAUUGUCGGAUCUCUUGCUGACAAACAGGGCCGGAAGAGGGCUUGUGUGACUUACUGCAUAACCUACAUUGCGAGCUGCAUCACCAAACAUUCUCCUCAGUACAGAGUUUUGAUGUUGGGUCGUAUCUUGGGAGGCAUUGCUACUUCACUUCUAUUUUCAGCAUUUGAAUCGUGGCUUGUUGCUGAGCAUUUCAAGAGAGGCUUUGAUCAGCAAUGGCUAUCAUUAACAUUCUCGAAGGCUAUAUUUCUUGGAAAUGGUCUUGUUGCCAUUUUUUCUGGGCUGUUUGGAAAUGUCCUUGUUGAUACAUUGGCUCUUGGACCAGUGGCUCCCUUUGAUGCUGCUGCGGGUUUUCUUACUAUUGGUAUGAUCGUCAUAUUAUCUACAUGGACAGAAAAUUUCGGGGAUGCUUCUGAAAACAAGAGCUUGGUAGCCCAAUUCAGGGGUGCUGCUGUGGCCAUUGCUUCUGAUGAAAAAAUAGCAUUGCUUGGUGCCAUACAGUCUCUCUUUGAAGGUUCAAUGUAUACCUUUGUGUUCCUAUGGACUCCUGCAUUGAGCCCAAAUGAUGAAGAGAUUCCCCAUGGUUUUAUUUUUGCAACAUUCAUGUUAUCUUCAAUGUUGGGAAGCUCACUCGCAUCUAAGUUGAUGGCUCGUUCAUCAUUCCGUGUAGAGAGCUACAUGCAGAUUGUUUUUGCAGUUUCUUCUGCUUCUCUGAUGCUUCCCAUUAUUACCACCUUUUUUGCAGUUCCUACCAAAGCAACAGGUGGUGGUCUCUCAUUCGCUGGGUGCAUUCAGCUUCUUGGCUUCUGUACUUUUGAAGGUUGUGUUGGCAUAUUCUGGCCAUCCAUUAUGAAGAUGAGAUCCCAAUACAUUCCUGAGGAAGCCAGGAGCACCAUCAUGAACUUUUUCCGCAUUCCUCUGAACAUUUUUGUGUGUGUUGUGCUGUACAAUGUUGAUGCAUUCCCUAUCACUGUUAUGUUUGGUAUGUGCUCAAUUUUCCUCUUCAUGGCUAGUAUCUUACAAAGGCGACUGCUGGUGAUUGCAGAUAAGCCAAAAGCAGAAGAUUGGCAAUUGAAGGAAAGGGACACCGAGUCAGAGCCAUUGAAUCUGUAAUUGGUUAUUAAGUUUUGGGGAGGCACUGAAUGCUGCUGCUUCAGCCUUACAUAAUACAGUUUCUGUCUAAACUGUGUACUACGCAAUUUGAGUUUGAAGGUAAAUCUGAUGCCCACCACCAACAACCAAAGGAAAGGGGUUCAAGCUAAAAGGAUGAGUGGAGCAAUUUCUUUUAGUGUUUUUGAAUAUCAAUAUCAAUAUCAAUACUAUAGUAUGUUAGAUUUCUACUGGCUAUUAUUACUUGAGGAGAAAUCUCCAUCUCCAUUUUGGUAGUUCUUUUGUCAUUCUUUUUGGGGCGGGAUCUAAGUUUGUCCCGUAGGGAAUAGUAUAUGUACCCUAAUUUCAUUGUCUUUAAUUGUGUAAUGAAACCACUCAACAUUUAAUUAAUGAACCCUCUAAAUCUUCAUUUAUUCA
Messenger RNA from Trifolium pratense (red clover), 1987 nucleotides. RefSeq names its product molybdate-anion transporter. Lineage: Eukaryota; Viridiplantae; Streptophyta; Magnoliopsida; Fabales; Fabaceae. The record is from RefSeq and is a predicted model, not a curated record. Gene Ontology annotation, biological process: molybdate ion transport. Gene Ontology annotation, molecular function: molybdate ion transmembrane transporter activity. Gene Ontology annotation, cellular component: membrane. The coding region runs from base 194 to 1573 and encodes 459 amino acids. The transcript is spliced from 8 exons.